Molecule: messenger RNA, 1284 nt
Organism: Colletotrichum chrysophilum
Lineage: Eukaryota; Fungi; Ascomycota; Sordariomycetes; Glomerellales; Glomerellaceae
Exons: 2
Coding region: 1-1284 (427 amino acids)
Source: RefSeq, a predicted model, not a curated record
AUGGCUGGUGGAGGAGAGCAGAGCCUUCACGGCGGCGAGUAUCGCCAACACUUGCCAGACCUGAGCAUACCUCGCUUCACGACGAUGCAGAAGCAGGAUGCUCACGUCUACGCGAAAGAGUUCGAAGAGGGUGGUAACCCGCCAUGGCUACACGCUCUGUAUCUGCACUGGCGAAAGCUGUUCAAGGAGCCAUACACUGGCAUCACGACAGAUGGCACCGUAAAAAGAGAUCUCUUCCAACUAGCCGACGAGGGCAUCCCGAUCCAGGACAUCGUAGACGCCACCAACGCCGUUCUCUCCCAAUUAGACGCCAAACAGAAGGACACCCUCUCCUACCACGUUGACUCGCCAGAGUGGCGCUCCUGGUCGAACCCCGAGUUCCUCCUCAGCGACAAGGGCCUCCGCCUCGACGAGCUAACGCCGCAGCUCCGGGAGAGCAUCCUCAAGGUUCUGGAGGCGACCCUGUCGCCCGAAGGUUACGCCAAGGCCUUGGGUGCCAUGCGCAUCAACGGCUUCCUCGGCGAGCUCGUCAAGGCGCCCAGCAUCUGCAACGAGUACUCCUACAACUUUGUGCUCUUCGGCACGCCCUCGGCGACGCGGCCGUGGGGGUACUCGUUCUACGGCCACCACCUGUGUCUCAACAUCUUUCUAUAUAAGGGCCAGAUCGUGGCGUCGCCCUGGUUCACCGGCGCGGAGCCGAACCUUAUUGAUGACGGCCCGUACAAAGGGACGAGAAUCCUGGAGACGGAGGAGAGGCUUGGGUUGCAGCUGAUGCAGUCCCUCCCGGCCAAUCUGCAACAAAAGGCGCAAACGUAUAAGCUGCUGAAGGAUCCAGCGAUGCCGAAGGGGAGGUGGAACCAUGACGACCAGAGGCAUCUGUGUGGCGCCUACCGAGACAACCGGAUCGUGCCGUACGAGGGUAUUCUGGUGGCGGACAUGACGGCGGAGCAGCAGGAGCUGGUGGUUGGUAUUCUCGAGCAGUACCUCCUCUACUUGCCGAAGAAGGCCCGGGAUAUUCGCAUCAAUCACGCAAAGUCGUUCUUCAAGGAGACGUACUUCAGUUGGAUUGGUGGUUAUGGCGACCAAGACCCGUUCUACUACCGCGUUCAGAGCCCAGUCAUCCUCGUGGAAUUCGACCACCAUUCUGGAGUUUUCCUGACGAACAAGGAGCCGGCCAAGUUUCAUAUUCACACGCUACUCCGAACUCCUAAUGCUGGUGACUAUGGCAUGGCGCUUCGACCGUUGAUUCCAGGGGUUGAGCAGGACUUUGUAUGGGAAGGGUAA